Messenger RNA from Colletotrichum orchidophilum, 1101 nucleotides. RefSeq lists its product as uncharacterized. Gene Ontology annotation, cellular component: plasma membrane. Gene Ontology annotation, molecular function: sulfite transmembrane transporter activity. The transcript has 4 exons. NCBI's taxonomy places the organism in Eukaryota, Fungi, Ascomycota, Sordariomycetes, Glomerellales, Glomerellaceae. The record is from RefSeq and is a predicted model, not a curated record. The coding region runs from base 1 to 1101 and encodes 366 amino acids. Gene Ontology annotation, biological process: transmembrane transport; sulfite transmembrane transport.
AUGGGCACUGGAAUAGUUUCUGUUCUCCUUCACAACCUGCCUUACAACGCACCAUGGAUCUCGCACGGCCUCGCUGUUGCCUUCUUCGUUCUCAACAUUAUUCUUUUUACCGUCUUCACCAUAAUCACGGCGUUGCGGUACGCGCUAUAUCCUGAGAUUUGGAAAGCCAUGGUCAUACACCCUGCUCAGUCCAUGUUCCUAGGCUGCUUCCCAAUGGGGUUUGCAACCAUCAUCAACAUGAUGAUAUUCGUAUGUGCACCUGCCUGGGGCCAGUGGGUGGUGUGUUGGGCAUGGGCAUUUUGGUGGCUCGAUGCCGCUCUGUCAUUGGCAACUUGCAUCUCGGUGCCCUUUGUCAUGAUUCAUCAACACCGCCCGGGACUUCAGGCAGUCACAGCUGCAAGUCUUCUCCCAAUCGUCCCCGUCGUAGUUGCGUCUUCGACCGGCGGCAUCGUCGCCGACGCUCUCUCGAACCCAGAUCACGCAUUCACCACCCUGAUUGCAUCCUACGUGCUCUGGGGUAUCGGGAUCUGCUUCUCGGGUAUGGUCCUUGCGCUGUACUUCCACCGCCUGACUAUACACAGCCUCCCGCCAAAGGAGGCCAUCGUCUCUGUGUUCCUUCCCAUCGGGCCUUUGGGCCAGGGCGGCUUCGGAAUCCAGCAGCUUGGAAAGGUUUCCCUCAAGCUUUUCCCUCAGGCGGCAGGUUUGAGAACGGCCGCUCCGGAGGCGAUACACGGCGGAGAGAUUCUCUACUUUGUUGGCCUCUUCCUGGCGCUCAUCAUGUGGGGCUUCGCUCUCGUUUGGCUGUCGUUUGCUCUCAUCAGUCUUGCUACAAUGCAGAAGAUCCCUUUCAAUAUGGGCUGGUGGGGUUUCACGUUCCCGCUUGGUGUGUUGGCGACUUGUACCGGCAUGCUGGCCCAGGACCUGGACAGCCCCUUUUUUAGAGUCAUGACCAUGGUCUUCUCGCUCUCUGUAUGCUUCCUCUGGUUGCUUGUCGCGCUAAGAACAGUUCAUCAGGCCAUUUCUGGGGAAAUAUUCUUUGCACCGUGCCUGAAGGACAUACGAGACAAGCAAGCGCAAGCAGGAUCGGAUCGGAGAGUCUAA